UCAUUUAUUUCUAUUUUCUGAGUUUUCAUAGAAAUAUAUUUAAAAUUAAAAACGAUGAGAGCGUAUCGAUUGUUGAAAAAACUGAUGCCGUCCAGUGGUGGUGGCGACGAUUUUGAAAAGGCCAAAAAAUCUAUACGUUUGGCUAGAUAUGGCUGUGCAAACAGGCCUUUUUACCACAUUGUAGUUGUACUUCAACGACGCGAUUGUAAAGCCCAUCCAAUUGAACAGCUUGGUACGUAUGAUCCUAUGGAAAAUCAUAAUGGAGAAAAACUAGUCAGCUUCAACUUAGAAAGGAUCAAAUACUGGAUGGCCAAAAAAGCACGUUUGACAAAUCCAGUUGCCGAAUUAUUAGGACUAUCUGGAUUCUUGCCCAUACAUCCUCAUACCUAUAUGACAGCUUGGAGGAAUAGGCAAAAAAGUAAGACGGAGAGUGAACAGAGCGARACUGUCACCAAUUAAUAAAUAUUUAAUGUUAUAUAAUAUUUAUUUUCUGGUUAUUUUGAAUAGUUGAACUGCUAUAAUACUACAGUAUUAUGGCAAGUAAGUACAUUUGUGCAAAAAAAAUAUUUAUAACAAAUUGUGUACAUAUAUUCUGUUGUUGAUGUGUAAUAAAUUUC
Diuraphis noxia (Russian wheat aphid) is the source of this 617-nucleotide messenger RNA. RefSeq names its product mitochondrial ribosomal protein S16 (gene mRpS16). The record is from RefSeq and is a predicted model, not a curated record. Gene Ontology annotation, cellular component: ribosome; mitochondrial small ribosomal subunit. NCBI's taxonomy places the organism in Eukaryota, Metazoa, Arthropoda, Insecta, Hemiptera, Aphididae. Gene Ontology annotation, molecular function: structural constituent of ribosome. Gene Ontology annotation, biological process: mitochondrial translation.